Messenger RNA from Anthonomus grandis grandis, 1391 nucleotides. RefSeq names its product ribosome biogenesis protein WDR12 homolog. Bases 112 to 1371 code for a protein of 419 amino acids. Gene Ontology annotation, cellular component: preribosome, large subunit precursor. Lineage: Eukaryota; Metazoa; Arthropoda; Insecta; Coleoptera; Curculionidae. Gene Ontology annotation, molecular function: protein binding. Gene Ontology annotation, biological process: ribosome biogenesis. The transcript is spliced from 6 exons. The record is from RefSeq and is a predicted model, not a curated record.
GAAAAAAGUUAGGUUAUAUAUCUAGGUUUAAAAGAAGUAAGGUUAUAUAUGUCGCGUGAAAAACAUAAAUAAACAAACACGCUGUAAUCAAGUUCCUUUCAACUAAAAAACAUGGAAAAUUCGAGCGAAUGCCAGUUGCAAAUUCGCCUAAUUACCACCCAGGACAGUUACGCUGUUCCGGAUGUGCCCUUUUCCGUGCCUACCAACAUAGACACCAAGGGCCUAAACGAGCUCCUAAACCAAUUAUUAAAAGAGAGCAACGCCGACUAUCUUAAACCUAAAGAGUUCGAUUUUCUGGCCAUAAAUGAACUUAUCAGGACUCCUCUGUUCGAACAUCUCCAAGAGCGGAAUGUUUCCAGUGAAGCCACUAUUGAUGUGGAGUAUAUUGAAAGGACACCCGCGCCGGAGCCACAGGAGAGUAUUCUGCAUGACGAUUGGGUGUCUUCGAUACAAAGUACUGAAAAAUGGAUUCUUACAGGAUGUUAUGAUAAUACUGUAAGCAUAUGGACCCACCAUGGUAAACCAGUGGCGUCCCUAAAAGAUCACACUGAAAUAGUGAAAGGAGUCACUUGGAUAAACAAAAACGACCCAUCAAAAGGCUUUAUUUCUGUAUCGCAUGACCAAACUGCGAUAAUUUGGUCUUGGGAAGAAGGCACCGAUAACGCCCUUCCAAAAAUCCAUUUGAGGGGACAUGAAAAAGGAAUCGACAGUGUGGGAAUGAGUCCUAAUGGGAAACGAGUGGCCACCGGAGGUUGGGACACCAAUUUAAAAAUUUGGUCUGCCUCUGUGGAAACUGAAGAUAGUGGUGAACCGACCAGUAAAAAGUCAAAAGGGAGUAAAAGUUUAGCCACAAGGACCCCUUUGCAUACAUUGAAGGGGCAUAAAGAGAGUAUUUCUUCCAUUAAUUGGGUGGAUGAGCAUAAUGUCUGUACUGCCUCUAUGGAUCAUACAAUUAAGUUUUGGGAUUGUGAGCUCUAUGGAAUCUCCAAUGAGAUAGUGGACCAGAAGGCAUUUUUAAGCUCAUCUUGGUCCAAUUUGACGAAAACCUUAUUGGCGAGUUGUGCCGACAGGCACAUAAGGCUUUACGACCCUCGUUCUACCGAGGGCACCAUUUGCAAAACCAUGUUUACUUCACAUAGCAUGUGGGUCAGUAGCGUCUCAUGGUCAAAAUACAGCGAAAAUCUAUUUUUAAGCGGCAGUUACGAUUCGACGGUGAAAAUGUGGGAUACGCGAAGCCCCAAGGCCCCGUUAUACAACUUGCAAGGUCACGAGGGUCAAGUUCUGGCAGUCGAUUGGUCCAAUAAUAAAUAUUUGAUUUCCGGAGGUUCUGAUAACUGUGUGCAUAUUUUUAAGAAUCGACAUGUCCUUUAAUAAAUUGUGCUUGCUGUUUA